This is a messenger RNA of Rotaria sordida, 1179 nucleotides long. The record is from the annotation of a GenBank genome assembly. NCBI's taxonomy places the organism in Eukaryota, Metazoa, Rotifera, Eurotatoria, Philodinida, Philodinidae.
AUGAGCACAUCCGAAACACAGGCAACCUCGAACCCCAUCGAACCAUUCCAUGUCAAUAUUCCACAAUCGGCUCUUGACGAUUUAAAACUUCGUCUUGAUCUAGUCCGUUGGCCUGAGCGUGAGACUGUAACUGAUUGGUCACAAGGUGUGCCUCUUGCCAAAGCUCGAGCACUGAUCGAUUAUUGGCGUACGAAAUACGAUUGGCGUCGUUUUGAGAGUGAAAUUAAUAAAUUACCUCAUUUUCGAACAACAAUUGAUGGUCUUGGCAUUCAUUUUAUUCAUGUUAAAUCAAAGCAUGAAAAUGCUCUACCAUUACUCCUCACGCACGGAUGGCCUGGUUCAUUCAUCGAAUUUAUUCGUACAAUCCCGUUACUCACUGAUCCCACGGCAUUUGGAGGCAAAGCUGAAGAUGCUUUUCAUGUGGUAAUUCCUUCUCUUCCUGGAUAUGCAUUCAGCGAUAAGCCGACAGAAACUGGUUGGAAUAUCGAGCGUAUUGCUAAGGCAUGGAUUGUACUUAUGGAACGUCUUGACUACAAACACUGGGUUGCUCAAGGUGGUGAUUGGGGAGCUGUCAUAACAACAAUCCUUGGUCAAAUACAUCCACCAGGACUUCUUGCCAUUCAUCUCAAUUUACCAAUCGUUUUUCCUGAGAAAAUACCUGAAACACUGUCGCAUGACGAACAACGUGCAGUAGAUGCUGCUAAUAAAUUUAGUACAGAUGGAUCAGGAUACUCUCAGGAACACUCGACAAGGCCACAGACAAUUGGCUAUGCACUUUGUGACUCACCGGUCGCUUUAGCAAUGUGGAUAUACGAGAAAUUUUAUGAAUGGACAGAUAAUAAUGGUAAUCCCGAGGAUGCUCUUGAACACGAUGAAAUGCUGGACAAUAUUACUCUGUAUUGGAUGACGAAUACUGGCGCAUCAUCGGUUCGCCUCUAUUGGGAACGUCGAAGAACCGGAGGAGUGCGUUUUUUAGGCCCAAAACUUGAUUUACCUGUCGCUGCCAGCAUCUUUCCACGUGAAAUCUAUCGAGCACCUAAAAGUUGGGCUGAACAAAAAUAUUCGAAUUUAAUCUAUUGGAAAGAACAUGAGAAAGGAGGACAUUUUGCAGCCUUCCAACAUCCUGAACUUUUCACUGAUGAUUUACGUGCUGCGUUUCGUACUAUUCGACGUACUUGA